UAUGGAAACGAGUUUGGAUGAUGAAAUUAAAACGGCAUGUUUGGACAGAAAACAACGAGCAAUAUGAUAAUUUUAUAGCAAAUGUAGUUCGCUUUAGUGAACAACUUAAUAGACAUACUCGAUCAAAUGAUGAGAUCCUCACCAUCCGUGAAAAACUUGACCUCCACCUUGAAGGAUAUUUGAGAAUCCUGGCCCUGCAUAUACUAAAUAUCACGUCUGUAUCCAGCUCUAAUGAUUCAUCCAA
Funneliformis mosseae is the source of this 244-nucleotide messenger RNA. The record is from the annotation of a GenBank genome assembly. Lineage: Eukaryota; Fungi; Glomeromycota; Glomeromycetes; Glomerales; Glomeraceae.